AUGGGAUGUGAUCCUAAUUUGAGUUAGAAGCUUUGUGUAAAAUAAUUUGGUAAUUUGGAUGGAACAAUAUCUGAAUGUAUAUUCGAUAAAGUUUGUCAUACAAUAUAUGAGAAAUAUGAAACAAGAUGCAGUGAUAAAUUAUCAAAAUCAGGUUGUUUGUCGAUAACAAAUCCAAAUGAACUUUGUAAAUGGGAGAAAGGUUAAUGUUUGAGAUUGAGUCAUGAUGAAGAGAACAAUAUAAAUUAAAUAUUUUAGGAUUUGGAACUAAGUGUUUCAGUAUGUAGUAGAAUAUCAGGAUAUUUAAUUAUUCAUAGUACUCUUUUAUGGGAUUUAUUAUAAUAUAAACCUGAUUUAUUUACAGAAGCAUAGAAUUUAGUGAAGGUGGAGGCUGGAAUAGAAGUAGAUACAAGUAGAACAUAUGAGGAUUAAAAGAUGGGAGAUAAUUAUGUCGAUAAUAAUGGUGAUUAUAAAUGGUAUACAUAGGCAACAUAAUUAAGCAUAACAAAUCGUAUAAAUUAAUAUAAUAAUAAUUAUAGUUAAAAUAAAUGAUUAUUCAAGAUAUGGAUGCAUUGCAUAAGAGAUUUUAAAUGAGAAUAGAUUUCUAACACUUUUUAGUUUGAGUGGUAACAUCAGAGGAGUUAAUCAUAUUUAUUGUAAAUAUUUGAAUAAUCAUCCUUUAAAUCCAGUUUGGACAGUUUUUGUAAAUAAUGAAUGUUAAACAAUAGUAGAUAAAGAUUUAUAAGAUUAAACAUAUAUAGAUAAGAAUUAAAUUGCAUGUUAAAGUAUGAGCGGUAUAGUUUGUUAAAGAUAUUAUAAUAUAAAUUAGAAAUGUUAAAUUAAUUAUUCAAAAGAAUUUUAAUGUUAUAAUAUUGAAACAAUAACAGUUUAAGAAUCAUGUGAUUCUAAAAUAAGUUUAGCAACACAUUUUGAUUGUGCUUAAGUUUAAGAUAGGGCAUGUUAUUUAGAUUUAACAUCAACAAAAGCAGAAUGUAGUAAUACUUGUUUCUAAUAUUAAACAAAAUAAGAUUGUAUUAAUAAUACUAAAUGUGUAUGGUUAACUAGUAAUAAGUUUGAUUUAGAAUUUUCCGAAUAGUCUUCAUUUAUAGUAUGUUCACCUUCUAAUAAAUGUGAUUAAUUAGGAUUGAAUUUAUUUUAUUGUGUAAAAAUGGCAACUACUUGUUAUUGGGAUUCUAAUGUUGGAAGAUGCAAAACAAUUAAAAAUAUUGAAUAGAUGAAAUGCAAUAAUUGUAAUACAAUAUUUUGUUGUACUUCAAUUACUAUGUAUGAUUAAUUUUGUGUAUGGCAUUAAAAUACAUGUUUGAAUGUUAAAGAUCAAUAAUUAUUUUCACAUUUUUUAGCGUUUCCUGAAUCUACAUUUAUGAAUUAUAAUUUAUGUAUAUCAUAAUCAGGGAAAUACUAUAAAUAUAAUUUUAAUACUUAAAAUUGUGAAAGUUCAGAUAUUAAUUUAUAUUCACCUUGUAUUGAUUUUGUAGAUCCAAAUUAUUAAGUAAAUGAUUUUGAAUGCAAUUAUUAAGGAAAUGAUAGAAUUAAUAAAGAAUAUUGUCUUAAUUUAAUUAAUUCGAAUACAAGAUGGGAUUAUUUUAAAUAAAAAUGUUUACAUGUGACAAAUACAUAAAUUGCUUGUGAUCUUAUGAAAUUAGUUAAUCCUAAUUUAUGUAAAGAGGCAAUUGUAUCAAAUAAUAAAUUAUGUCUUUAUGAUUCAAAUAGUUUUAGUUGUUUUUCAACUGAUGCUUCACUUUUACAUUGUGAUACAAAAGGCAUUAAUUAAACUUAAUGUUUGAGUAUCUAAAAUGAAUAUUGUGCUUGGGUUGAUAAUUAAUGUAUUUAUUUAUAACCUUCUAAAAUUAUUUAUUAUAACUGCUAUGAAUUAUAAAGAGUAAGUCCAAGUGUUUGUAGAUAAUCAAUUAAUUUUUAGGAUCAAUGCUAAUAUGAUAAUGAUUCUAAAAGUUGUAUUGUUGUAUAUAAUAAUAUUAAUGAUUGCAAUCAAUAUGCUAAUAGAUAUGCUUGUAGAUUAUCAUCUGCCAAUUGUUAUUAUAAUAAUGUAAUUAAUUAAUGUCAAGAUUCUACUCCUUUUUUUAAUUCAUUUAACUGUAAUACUGAAUAUAUUAGUCAAUCUACUUGUUUAUCAAUAACAAAACCUGGAUAAUAUUGUUUUUGGGGAUCAAUCAAUAGUGAUUAAACUAUCAAAUGUAGAAAUCAUUAAUAAGGUUUUUAUUCAAAUUGUAAUACAUUCCAAGAUAAUUCAAAUGUUAAUAUAUGUGUUAAUUUAACUACUAAUAUUGCACUCAAUCUUUCAGAUCAAUAAUACUGCGAAGUUGUUGAUUCUGUUUGCACCUCCUAAAUAACUGAUAUUACCGAUACUGAUUGUGGUUAUACAAGAUAAAUCAAUGUCUAUAGAUGCAUGGGAUACACAACAGAAUAAUGUUAUUUCUACAAUUAAAAGUGUACAAUUUUAAAUGGUCCUCAAGAAUACUAAAAUAUCUUUUUAAAUUAACUUCUAUGCAAAGAUAGUAAUAUGUAAAUUUGUAAUAAAAUAACUACUCCUGGUUAAGUAUGUUAUAAAUAAAACCCACGUAAAUGUAUAUCAAUUUAUACAUCUUUUGGAGAUUCAUGUUCAACUUUGAGUACAUAUGAUAUGAGUAUUUAUAAUCCUUAAUUAUGUACCCGUAGUACAGAUGCAUGUUAUUAUGAUAAAACAACUAAUUAAUGUUAAACUCCUGAAAUUGAUGAUGUUUUUGAUUGUGAUUAAAUUGGAGCAUCUUAAAUAUUAUGUUUAUUAUAAACAAGAGGACCUUGUGUGUUUUACAAUAAUAAGUGUUCUAAAUUAACUGAUUUAUCUAUUUCUUGUGAUUUUAGAAAUAGAAUGGGAUGUACAUUUGGUGAUUUAAAUUGUAUAUGGGAUGAAUAAGCUAAAUUUUGUAAAUUAUCAACAGAAUUAUGUCCAUCAUCUUAUGAGUAAGUAAAAUCUUGGAAAGUUUGUGGAAUUAGUAGCGGUACAUGUUUUGCAGGUAGAAAAGGUUGUUCUAGUGAAUAAAUAACAGUUCCAUGUUGGUUAUCUUUAAGAUAUGAUUUAUGUAUGUCUUAACCUGGUUAUUGUUAAUGGAUAGAUAAUAAAUGUACAGAUAAAGAUUAUGAUUGUGAAGAUUCUUAAACUCUAUAAGAAUGUAUUUAACAUAAAUCUAAAAGUUGCAUUUAUGAUAAAGGUAAAUGUUAUGAAAUAAAUAAUUUCUAAAAUUAUGAUUGCAACGAUUUUGAAUACACAACACUUAACUUUUGUUGGCAUUAUUAUCCAUUAUGUAUUUACAAAGACAAUACUUGUUAGAUGGUUAAUUAUAAUUCUAAAAGUGAUAUGAUAGAUGAAGAGUUUUCUGAAAAUUAAUGUUCAAGUCUAACUUAAACUCAAUAUGGCUGUGCAUUAUAAAGAGCCAUGAAAUGUUAAUUUAUGGAUUAUAUAUGGUUUAAAACAUGUUAAGAUAUUCAAUCUUACCAAUUAGAUACAUGUGAAUAUUUUGAUUAAAUAUAAGUUAGAUCUUAUUUAGCAUGUGAAUCAAUAGAUAAUUGUAGUUUUAAGAUGACUGUAAUAGGAGAACUAUUCUGUCAUUAAAUUCCUUUGUAAUGUGAAUCAUUAACACCUUUUUGUGUCAAAGAUAUUCCAGGAAUAAAUUGUUAUUUAGACAAUGAAAUUUGUUAUACUUAUACAGGAGAUUUAACAUGUUCAUCUGUUACUAAUUAUUAAGUUAAUCGUUAAUUAUGUUUAUCAAUUAUGUAAAAUGAAUUAAACACAGAAGAAUGUUAUUAUCAAGAAUCCACAAAUAGAUGUAAAUUAAGAAACACUAUUGAAAUUAGUGAAUGUACUUAAUACACUGAGUUAUAUUAAUGUACAUUUGUGGAAGAGAGUUGCUUAAUUGUUUUAGAUUAAGAUGAUUUAUUUUAAUAAUGUGAUUAAUCAUUAGAUGAUACUUAUGAUAUUAAUUUGAAUUACUUUGGUUGUAUAUCUUUGACUACUAAUCUAUAUUAUUUUGAUUUAAAUUCAUAGAAUUGUUUAAGUUAUUCAUCAUCAAAAUAUGAUGAUAUUUAUAUAUGUAAUCAAUUAAAUCAAAAGUCUUGUAUUGAAAUAAUGAAUGACAUGAAAUGUGUAUGGUUUAAUGGUAAAUGCUAAGAAUAUAAAAGAUCAUUUGAUGAGAUUGAUUGUGAAUUUAAAAAUAGAUAAUCUUGUUUAAUAUCUAUUAAAUCUACUUGCAUUUGGAUAGGAGACAAUAAAUAAUGUGAUCUUAGUGAUANUUAGUAGCGGUACAUGUUUUGCAGGUAGAAAAGGUUGUUCUAGUGAAUAAAUAACAGUUCCAUGUUGGUUAUCUUUAAGAUAUGAUUUAUGUAUGUCUUAACCUGGUUAUUGUUAAUGGAUAGAUAAUAAAUGUACAGAUAAAGAUUAUGAUUGUGAAGAUUCUUAAACUCUAUAAGAAUGUAUUUAACAUAAAUCUAAAAGUUGCAUUUAUGAUAAAGGUAAAUGUUAUGAAAUAAAUAAUUUCUAAAAUUAUGAUUGCAACGAUUUUGAAUACACAACACUUAACUUUUGUUGGCAUUAUUAUCCAUUAUGUAUUUACAAAGACAAUACUUGUUAGAUGGUUAAUUAUAAUUCUAAAAGUGAUAUGAUAGAUGAAGAGUUUUCUGAAAAUUAAUGUUCAAGUCUAACUUAAACUCAAUAUGGCUGUGCAUUAUAAAGAGCCAUGAAAUGUUAAUUUAUGGAUUAUAUAUGGUUUAAAACAUGUUAAGAUAUUCAAUCUUACCAAUUAGAUACAUGUGAAUAUUUUGAUUAAAUAUAAGUUAGAUCUUAUUUAGCAUGUGAAUCAAUAGAUAAUUGUAGUUUUAAGAUGACUGUAAUAGGAGAACUAUUCUGUCAUUAAAUUCCUUUGUAAUGUGAAUCAUUAACACCUUUUUGUGUCAAAGAUAUUCCAGGAAUAAAUUGUUAUUUAGACAAUGAAAUUUGUUAUACUUAUACAGGAGAUUUAACAUGUUCAUCUGUUACUAAUUAUUAAGUUAAUCGUUAAUUAUGUUUAUCAAUUAUGUAAAAUGAAUUAAACACAGAAGAAUGUUAUUAUCAAGAAUCCACAAAUAGAUGUAAAUUAAGAAACACUAUUGAAAUUAGUGAAUGUACUUAAUACACUGAGUUAUAUUAAUGUACAUUUGUGGAAGAGAGUUGCUUAAUUGUUUUAGAUUAAGAUGAUUUAUUUUAAUAAUGUGAUUAAUCAUUAGAUGAUACUUAUGAUAUUAAUUUGAAUUACUUUGGUUGUAUAUCUUUGACUACUAAUCUAUAUUAUUUUGAUUUAAAUUCAUAGAAUUGUUUAAGUUAUUCAUCAUCAAAAUAUGAUGAUAUUUAUAUAUGUAAUCAAUUAAAUCAAAAGUCUUGUAUUGAAAUAAUGAAUGACAUGAAAUGUGUAUGGUUUAAUGGUAAAUGCUAAGAAUAUAAAAGAUCAUUUGAUGAGAUUGAUUGUGAAUUUAAAAAUAGAUAAUCUUGUUUAAUAUCUAUUAAAUCUACUUGCAUUUGGAUAGGAGACAAUAAAUAAUGUGAUCUUAGUGAUAAUUUAGAUAAUAAAUGUGAAGAUGGAACUUAUACUAAUUGUGAAUAUAGUUAAAGUUAUUGUUAAUCAAUAUCUUAAUUAUGGAAUGGUAUGACUUGUUUUGAUUAUUCUACAAACUUACCAAUAUCAUUUUUAAGAUGUGAAAAUUUAGGAUUAUCUCGAAGUCUUUGUCUAGAAAAUACAUCUGAAUUAACAUGUUUUUGGGAUGGUUUCACUUGUAAAGAAGCUAUUUUAAAAUAGAUAAAUUGUAUAGAUGAUGUUUCAUUUAAUACAUGUGAAUAAAUUUUAACAUAUAAUUAAAUUUGUAAAUGGCAUGAUGGAUAAUGUGUAAAUAAGAUUGGUUCUUAAAAUUGUCAUGAUUAUAAUACAUUAACAUAUUGUAAAUAAGCUAAAGUAUCAUGUUCAUUCAAUCUUGGAACUAAUACUUGCGAUUAAUUAAUUGAAGUCGAUUAAUCUUGUUCUGACACCUUAAGUUAUUCAGCAUGUCAAAAAGUAAUUAAUUAAUUUUGUUCUUGGGUUAAUAACACAUGUUAGAAAUGGUAUAGAAGUAAAUACUCAUGUGAAAAUAUUAUUAAUUAAUGGGGUUGCUUAAAUACAUCUAUGUAUUGUAAAUGGAAUGGUAAAUGUGAAAAUAUAGGUAAAGAAUUUGAACCUGUAUCUUGUUAAGAUAUCCCAUCUGAAGUAAUAUUUAUAAACAUUAUUUUUAGUUUAAUAAAGUAUCAUGCUAUAAAUAUUCUAAAUAACCCUGUAAAUAUGAUGAAAUUACUAAACGUUGUGAUAUUAAAUUAACUAGUGAAUUUACAAACUCUAUGGAAACUGAUCAAAAUGAUUUCGUUUAAAUUAGAUUAAUCUAUGAAUGUACCUAAUUUCAGCAAAAAGAAGAUUGUAUUGGUAGUAGAAUAGGUUACUGUUCUUGGCAAAAUCAUACAUGUAUAAAUUGCUUUAAUAAUGAUUAAUGUAAUAAUGCUAUUUGUGCUGAUAAAAGUAUGAAAUAAUGCUUAGCGAUUAUUAAUUUAUUCUGUGCUUGGAGAAAUGAUUAAUGUGUUGAUUGGUAUGCAGAUGAAAAUGCUACUUAAACAUAAUUGACCUUAGUGACUGAAAUUUUUUGUACAACUGUUAAUAUGGCUAUCAAAUAUGAUUCAAAUUUAUCAUCUUGUAUACCUUUAGAUCCCAAAAUAGAUAAUUGUAAUUCCAAAGGCUUAUCAAAAUAUGUAUAAAUUUAAAUAAUAUGAUUAGGCAUGUUUACAAUUAACUAAAUCUUAAUGUAUAUAUUAAAAUAACAAAUGUUCAAAUUUUGAAUUUGUAAAUAAAUUGAAUUGUUCUGAUUAUAAAGAUGUCACCUAAAUGGUUUGUUAAAUGUUACCUCAUUUAAGUUGUAAAUAUGAUACCAAAACCAAUUCAUGCAAAAAUAUCAAUAUCAAUUCAGAUACUUGUUAUACUUUUGGUUUAUCCCUUAUUGGUUGUACAAAUAUUUAAACAUAAGCAUGUUAAUGGGAUAGUGUUUCUGAUAGUUGCUAAGUUUUUAAUGUAAAUAAGAGUAUAAAUUAAUGUGAUAAUUUCACAAAACUCAAUAGUUUAAGCUGUUCAUUAUUGAACUAUCAUCAGAAUGUCUGUUCUUAUAAUGUAGAAAAUAGAACAUGUCAAGAAAAGUAUAAUAAAUAUUUUAAAUGUUCUUAUCCUGGAUUAAAUAGAAGGGCAUGUGUUUCUACAAUUUUAGAGCCAUGUUAAUAUGUUGAUAACAAAUGUUAAAAAAUAAUUAAUCUUAAGAAAAGUUGUUUGGAUUUAACAAAUGUUAAUGAAAUGGCAUGCAAGAUGAAUACAUAGGAUAGUUGUGCUUAUGAUUAAAUCUCAAAUAAUUGUUAUUUUACAUUAUCAUAAUUACCUUGCAAUUAUUAUGGUUUGAAUUAAAAUAAUUGUCUUCAUUAAUCAAAUUGCAAAUGGUCAUAUGAUAUUACAUAAUGUGUUUGUUCUACAUAAAUUACUAAUGCAUAAUGUCAAUUGAAUGAAAGUAAUUGCAAAUCUAAUUCAAAUUGCAUUUAUGAUUAUGAUAUUUAUAGUUGUAGAUUAAGAAAUUGCAAUGAUUAAACAGAUUGUUCAGGUUCAAUUAAUGGUAAAAGAUGUUACAAAGAUGCUUAAUAAUAAUGUUAGAAUGCUUCAUCAUGCGAAGAUAUAAUUAAUUUAAAUAAUUUAUCAAAUUGCAAGGAUUAUGUAUUUAAUUCAUCAAAUUGUGUUUAAAUUCUCAAUAAUUGUAUUAGUGCAACAAAUCUUAUAGAAUUAUGUCCCAAUAGUGAUUGUUCUAAUACUGCUUGUAAAUAAGAUAAUUUUUAAUGUCGACCUCUAGAUUGUUCAGAUAGAACUGAAGUAGACUGUUACAAUUUUUCUAAUUGCAUAUAUAUGGAUGAUAGAUGUUAAGAAAUUUCAACUUGUUCAACAAUCACUGAUUUUUCAAUUUGUGUAUAGACUACUAUAAAUAAAUUCAAAUGUUCAUGGGAAAUGUAUGGAGUCUAUGAAAAUACUUAUCAUUGUACAAAUACAUUUUGCCAUUUAUACAAUGCAUCCCCAACUUUAUGUAAUGGUAAUGAAAUAAAUGGAUAUUCAUGUUAUAUGGAUUAAUUUUUAUAAUGUAGAAUCUGUGAGGAAAUUUUAGAUUAAUGUACAUGUACAAAUAGCAAUGGAGCUUGUAUUUAUUCAAAUGGAAAGUGCAACUCUAUUUUAUGUUAAUCCUUUUUGUCUGAAGCAUAAUGCUUAGCUAGUAAUAAAUGUUACUGGAGUUCAUAAGAUAAGGUUUGUAGAAAGUCUUGUAAAUAAUUGAUAUUGUAAUAAGAUUGUGAAUCAUUAAAUUAUGAAUGUCACUGGAAUUAAUAUCAGUAUAAAUGUGAACAAGGCAUAGAAGUCAUUCCUGAUUUAAGUGUUAAAAUUGAUGUCAAAGAUAUACAUGGAUAACUUAUCCUUAAUUUCAUAUUGAUAUUUUUAUUAAUAAUCUGA
This is a messenger RNA of Paramecium sonneborni, 8582 nucleotides long. The record is from the annotation of a GenBank genome assembly. Lineage: Eukaryota; Ciliophora; Oligohymenophorea; Peniculida; Parameciidae.